This is a messenger RNA of Colias croceus (clouded yellow), 1318 nucleotides long. Its product is annotated as pancreatic lipase-related protein 2-like. The transcript is spliced from 4 exons. Bases 237 to 1310 code for a protein of 357 amino acids. The record is from RefSeq and is a predicted model, not a curated record. NCBI's taxonomy places the organism in Eukaryota, Metazoa, Arthropoda, Insecta, Lepidoptera, Pieridae. Gene Ontology annotation, molecular function: lipase activity.
UGUAUGCAGCCGUAGCCACUUAAAAAAAAAACAUUGUGCGUUUUUAUCUAAAUUUCGCGCCAUUGUAUCAUGACAAAGGACACGAGUUAGUCGGCGUUAAUUUGAAAAAUGUUCACGGAUUAUUUUGUCAUUGUUCGCUAAAUAGGGAAAUACUAUAGCAGAUGCCAAUGGCAAGGAACGUUUGAUUCUUGAAUGAUGGCAGUCGUUUAACUUUUUCCGAAGAUGAUUUUUUGAAAAUGUGUCAUGUGCGUGUUUUGUUUUUGUGUUUUAUUCUUAAUUUGUGUGUGAAAUGUGACGAUCCGCGGGCGGAAAUAGGAUAUCCGAAAGGCUUGAUGUCAGUAUGUCCCGGAUCAACAAAACCGGCAUCCAUACCUCGCAGUCAGUUGAGGUACUUACAUUUUGUGGUUCAAGGGCAAGGAAGUCGGCAGAAAUAUACCUACUGGACGGCGAAGAACAUUGCCAAGGAUCCUCGUGUAGAUUUCCAAAGAAAAACUAUAGUGGUAGCGAUCGGGUAUUUGGACAGUACGAAUUUCCCAAUAUCUUCUCUGUUGACCAAUGAAUACAUUGCAAGGGGGUAUAAUGUCAUCCUUAUUGAUAACCAAAGAUUCGCUACUGUACAUUAUUAUCUAGCAACGCGCCUGAUGCGGCCAGUAGGCAAACACGUCGCAGAGAUUCUAGUGGAACUAUCGAAAUAUGGCCUAGAUCCUUCCAAAUUAGAACUCCUAGGCUUCAGUCUGGGCGGUCAAACAGUCAGCUACAUAGCCCGAAACUACCAAUUAUUCACGGGAAGAAAUAUAUCCCGAAUAACCGCUUUAGAACCUGCAGGACCAUGCUUUAGGUCCCUAAAAUCUACAGACAGACUUGACGCAUCCAACGCAGAUUUCGUUCAAGUUAUCCAUACAAAUAUAGAUGGUUAUGGCAUGGCGAAUAGAAUGGGACACGUAGAUUUCUAUGUUAAUGGUGGGGAAUUCCAACCGGCUGAUAUAAACUUCUUUCCGUGCACCGCAACUUGCAGCCAUUUCAGGGUUUUGGCGCUCUGGGCAAUGGCUAUGAAGAAUCCGACGAAAUUUAUAGCUGUAAAGUGCAAAAAUAUCCAAGAAGCUAGGGAUGAAAUGUGCUAUGAUAAAUUUCCUUUGGUGACUAAUGUCAUGGGCCCAGACAUAGAUGUCAAUAAGCAGGGUAUUUUUUAUUUAGCGACGAGUAAAAGCUAUCCAUUUUAUCUUGGCGAGGAUGGAGUUAAGCCGGAAUUCGCUGCGUGGAAAAGUAUCAGCAAUAUUAAUGAGGGUAAUGAAACGGAAAUAUAUACGUAGUCUGCUAA